UGCUAUCCCACAAUACACCGCGGUUUGGUGGCUGUUUCCAUAGAGACGCGGAUGGCGGCUGGCUGACAACGUUAGCGACUUGAAGAGAAUCUGUCAAAGGGACGCAAGAGAUGUCUUGCGAUGAUGAGGAGCAGCUGUCUGCUCUACUCAAGCAGUUUCUGAGAACCAUCGACGAGCAACUCAGUAACGCUCCUUCGCCUCAAAGCGCCGAGGGCAUUCUUCUUCACCUGGAGGAGACAGACAAAAACUUCCACAACUAUGAUUUUGUCAAAACCCUGCGUCAGCGCUUGGAGACUUCCCUGGGUUGCGUGGUGGACGAAGAGAUCAGAAAGCUGCCCCGUGACGAUGAACAACACGCUGUUGGCUCAGGUCACGACGUCCUCAUCCACGCGGCUGCCGGCCGCAGCCGAGCGUCGCCGCAGUACCAAAACAUGACGCAGAGUUUGAGAGCCACCAUGACUGCGGCCGUGGACGGCUUAGUCAGAAGAUUUGACGAGGACCAGCUAAGGAAGGAGGAGGAGAUGCAACACGGUCGCUACUCCGACGAAUGCUCCGACAGCGGCGACUCCUUCAAUCAGUGUUACGCCUUCAUUCAGCAGGAGCAGCUGCAGGCUUUGGCUGAGAAAUUGGAGUCAGGUCAACCCAAAGAGGUCCGCAGGGAGGCCCUGCAGGUGCUUCGUUGCGCGCCGCCAUCCGAUGUGCUGAGCUGCGACGGCUGGGCCCGCCUACGUCGGAACCUGUGUGCCGCACUGAGCGAGCCCGACGCUGAGCUCAGUGAUCACAUUCUUCAGUUCUUCGCUAAGAGCUUCUCCUCGUCGCCCCUGAACGUCACCCGGGAGAUUUACACCAGCCUCGCCAAAAGCACGGAGUACACUUUUUUGUCUCUCAAGUUGUGCUUUCCAAGCGGUGCGGCCAGCUUGGACAUCAGCAGACCCCAAAUCGGCACUCUCCUCAAGCAGAUGCGUCUGAUGAACGACUUUCAAAAGGAGGUGACCGCUUUCUGGAUCCGCCACCCGGAAAAGUACAUGGAAGAAAUCAUCGAGAGCACCUUCUCCCUGCUGUCCCUCGGUGGCGACUCGACGGAGAAAGUCUUGGAGCCUUCUCACCUGCUGGCACUGCUGGACGUCCGUGCCACUUGGUUCACAAAAUGGAUGCACGGCUCCUACAGCCGGACGGUGGUUCUCCGUCUCCUACAGAGCAAACACAAGUGUCUGAUGGAAGCCGCUGUGCAGCAGUGCGUCCUUUACCAGGAAUGCUGCCAGCGUUCUACACAUCUCCACCCUGAGGAGCGGCAGAGCUCAGGUUCAGACGUGAGCGCCGUCUAUAGCGGCAAGGAGCUGCAGUACGCCGUGGUCGUUCAUUCACUGUGCGUCUUGGGCAAAAUCCUCCUCCACGCCAACGGGAGGAAGCUCUUUCCCAUCAAAGUGGCUGCACGGGAAGAUCCAGUCAGUGUGACGGACUUGGUGGUGGUUCUCAUAAACAUCAUGCUCCAACAUCCGCAGCCAUUUUGCAACGACAGCCAACACGCAGAUGCGCUGUGCCCGAGCGGCCUGGUGAUGGCGACGCUGACCGCCAUGUGUGAGAGGACCGAGUGCGCUGACCAGUGUCUCCACCAGACGCCGGUCAUUCAGACUCUCAUGGCACCCGUCAUACAGGCGCUCAAUGGAGGCCAGAGCAAAUUAAAGUGCCCCGCAGCCACCCUGCCUCAGGUGGCGGACGUCCUGGCACGGAUGGCCAACACAGACCGAGGGUUAGCUCUUUUCUUGUAUGACAAGAAUCUGCUUGUGGGCCACAGUGAGAGAAGCACGACCGCUCACGCGCUGCUUCGCUUCACCCUGACGCUGCUGGAACGGGAGCUCUCAGCGUCGGGCCAGGACGAGGCCCACUCGCUUCGUGCUCUGUGCGGGGCCUUCGUCUCUCUGUGCGGGCGGAUGUGCAACUCUUGCGAGGGCCUGCAGGUCCUGCGAGCGUACGGCCUGCACAAAGCAGCCGCAGCCGCCGCCGCCUGGAGAAAGAGCAGUUCCUUGUCUGAAAGGAUUCCGACCCCAGUGCCUGGAAAGAACCCUGCAACAUCCACGCAGGCAUUGCAGCACAUGCUGAUGUGGGAGGAGACAUUGCUGGACAGCCUGCUGAAUUUUGCGGCCACCCCCAAGGGCGUGCUGCUGCUUCAGCAGAGCGGCGCCAUGCAGGAGUGCGUCUCCUACAUGUUCUCUCGCUUUAGCAAAGAAUUGCAGGUGAGCCGUUGUGAGAAGUUUGGUUAUGGUGUCAUAGUAACCCAGUUGGCGGCCACGGCGGCGGGCGCGAUGGCUCUGCAGCGCUCAGGCUUUGUGCGGGCCCUGGUUCUGGAUCUGUGGUCGGCGUUGGAGUGCGGCAGCGAGGAUGCCAGGGCGGUCCGACCCAAACCCACGCCCAUGGAACCCAUCGACAGGAGCUGCCUCAAGUCCUUCCUGUCGCUGGUCAACUUGCUGUCGUCCUCUCAGUCCGUGUGGCAGCUGCUUUCUGGACAACCUUUGGCCAACAAGAGUGAAUACACACUGAGGGAAGUGCCAAGCUCGGUGCCUGACUUGAUUGACAGGCUGAUUGCUGUGAAUUCCGCCACCAAGAUCCGUUCCCUUUUCCACUACGAGCAGUCGCACACGUUCGGCCUGAGAUUACUGAGUGUGCUGUGCUCGAGUCUGGACUCCUUUCUGCUUCUCGAGAGCCAGUACAAUAUGUGCAACGUGUUGCUGCAAGGCCAGAGGGACAACGUGAUCGACCAGGACGGCGGCAACAGGCGCUUCAUCUUGGACAACAUAUCGGUGGAGCGGAACCACGUGCUGGUUCGCGGCGCCCUCGUCGGAGGCCCAUCCGAGAGGAGACUCCCCCCGCGGGCAUUGCGGCAGGUCAGCCUCACCAGCCCAGAAGGAAAAUCUACUCGCUUGUGUCGGGGAGAUGCUCCGUAUCCCUGGCCCAUGUUUUCAUCAUUCCCUCCACCCACCUGCUACACUUUAGACCCACCGAGAAGCCAACAGAACCCGCUGGAACCCGAGAUGAUGGACUUCCUGACGUCAACUCAAGAGGGCUGGAUGGAGACGUGCCGCCGGCUCUACCGCAAAGUCGUGACAGCCGGCCACUUGAGCGCCACAGUGCUGGCUGACCUUCUGGAGAAGGUUGUGUUCCAUCUGUCCAAAUGUUCCACGGAGCGCUUCUUCUCCCCGCCCGAGUACAACAAAGAGCUGGAGAUGAGCGUGGACACGGUGGCGCUGUCUCCUGUGGAAAUGCUCGGCAUGGACGUCUGCCUUCGAUACGGCCUUGCCCUCAAACUGCUCAGCCAAGAAGAGGCGGCGGGCCACCUGAUGCUCCUCAUGAAGCACAUCAAGAACUUCCUUUCCCGGCGAAGGGUUCCAAUGUCCUCUCCACUGCUCACCGAUCAGGAAGAAUAUCCCGGCCACGAUUGGUUGACGUCGACGGUAUUCCUGAUGCUGUCUGGAGACUGGCGGCGCUCUCUGAGGGUGUUGCGCAAUCUUUCCUCUCUGCUCACUUCUGCCCUCAUUUGGCCAGCCAGCGUACACAUGUCGGUGGACCUUCCGUCGCGAGUGGCCGAGUCGGGAAUGCCGCCACUAUAUUGGUGCUCGGCUCACUACGUGGAGAUGCUGCUGAAGGAGCAACUUCCGCUGGUGCACGCCGCCUUCAGGAUGUCGGCUUUCACUCCUUCACAGAUAUGCAUCCACUGGUUGACUCAGUGCUUCUGGAACUUUCUGGAUUGGCCUGAGAUCCGUCACUACGUGUGUAUAUGCGUACUGAUGGGAGCCGACUACCAGGUGUACGCCUGCAUGGCCGUCCUCAAGCAUCUACAGCCGCUUCUGCUUCAGCAGACGCAAGCUCGCAACAUGCAGGUUUUCCUCAAGGAGGAACCCAUCCAGGGCUUCAGGUUCUGUGACUACCUCGAUUUCAUGGAGCUCCUUGAAAGACGCUACCGGAACUUUGUGCUUAGCGACAUGAAAAGCAUCCGCAACUCAGACCUGUAAAUGCGGAAUGCAUAAUGCGUGUAGCAUUUAGCUCAACAUGUCUGCUGUACAUACAAGCCCCUGCCAUCUCUUGUGGAGACGGCAUCCUUCAACCUUUGAUGGGAUCGCCUCAUUUCCAAGAACCCUAAAGGUAGAGUGUUGUACUUUUUCAAUGUCGCCCUUGCAUUCGCGUCACAUUAAUGCCGGCCCACGUAAGACAUGGCAGCCGCUCGUGAUGAAAAAUGCAUGAGGGCGCUUGCAUCACGCCAGUAAAGCCUCAUCAGUAAGCAUGCCGUCCCCUCAGCCAGAUGAUGUCUCUCAUGCCCAAAACAGCCAGGCAGGAAUCCCAAAUGAGCUGGCCGCGUCGCAGCACUACUUCUACCAUGAUGAAUGAUCGCAGGGAGGAAAAAAAUUGGUCUCGUACUAUAACUGUUUUUAGCAUGUAUUGUAUUAAGUCUGCAACAGCAGGGGCCCCAAAGUUGAAACCUGUGGAACACCAUACGACAAAUUACAUCUCCAUCAGACCAUCGUGGUGAUAAAACAAAAAAGCGUGAGGGAACAGUGUUGUCACUCAGCAUUGAAAUUGUCAAUUCAAAGUCUCAAAAUAAGCAAAGAAGUUUUUAUUUGUUCAUUCACAUUUGUUUUGUUGCUGAACAAUUUGCUGCGAAUAAGAUGCACCCGCUGUGGUUUAUUUUAACACUAAUAUAUGCAAGCUGGAACCUUCUCCAAGAAAAACAAAACCUGCCAGCAGUGACAAAUAGUUUUGCGCAUAAGUCCGGACAAUACUGAGAGGGGAAAAAUAAGAAGGCUGUAAUCAAAAUCAAACUGGAGAAUGAAAUGACAUUUCAAAUAAUCCUUUUAAUCAUUGCUUUUAAAAGACUACACUCAUUAAAUGUUUAGAAAAAAAAGCCAGAGAGGACGACCCACAUUCUCAAGGCGUCAAUCAGCAUCGCAGUGAGUGCCAACGUUCAAACACUUCCCGAGGUCUCCUCCGGGUCAUCCGGUGACGUUUUCGAGCAGGCUGCGGAAGGCGAGCCAGGUGACAUCCGACCCCUCCCCUUUUUUUCUUCACACUUUCCCGACACUUUUCGUCACCAGCUGACGCGCAGCGGGGGGACGGAUAACCUUUGUGAGACGAGGAACGCUAUUAUGAGGGCAGACAGUCUUGUGUGUGUCGCUGACAUGGCUGACAGUGUGACUGGGUGCACUUUAUAAAGUGAGCCAGUCGCACCGAGUCCAUCCCACCAUGUCAAACGACUCGAUAUUUGAUGUUGCAAAGCCGUUUGAUAUUCCGAAGACCGCACACACAAUUUAGCAUCUGAAGUCCACAAAUGGCAUUUUAUAGCAUUAGCAUUCCAAAGACCACAGACAACAUUUUAGCAUUAGCAUGUCAAGUUCAUAGUCAAUUUAUUUUUCUUUUCAUAUUUGCAUUCAAGAGUCCACAGGAUUGUGCAAAUAAUAUUUUUCUGCAUUAGCAUUCUAGAUGCUGGUGUUUUUUUUAGCAUUCUGAAUCGAAUCGACGUUGAAAUUUAAACAGUUGACGGAAUGAAAUGUUGACAUGCACACACUUAUUAGUCAGAAACAGCUGUUUGCCAUGAACACAUUUGUUUUACUAUUACCAACACAUGUUCACGAUCAACAAUUGUAUGCUUCUGGUAUUUAAAAGUCUUUAUUUGAUCACAGUGACAGUUAUUCAUACCACCGGCUUGCGCUGCUUUUUUAGUUUGACACCGGCGCUGACAUAGAGCGACGCGUUAAUCCCUAUUAGUGUCCAAAAGCUCGUUAGCAGCGGCGGGUGGGCCUCUUCGACCUCGAUAAAGUUUACACUUUAGUGAUGAUGGCGCAUAAUGGCGUGAUUUCUUUUUUUUUUUUUUUAAGCGUUGCGCUGUUGUUAAUGACGACCCAUUUCAAGGCAACCGCGGCCGAGUAAUUCUUGCUAAUUAGCGUGACGAGGCGGCCGUGAGGUUUUGGUGUGAAGUCGGAGAAGCUCUUCUCUCUCUUUAAACCUUUUUGUAUCCUGCACACGCUUGCAAUGGAAAAAAACAACAGAGCGCUUGCUACUUGCACUUGUGUGGAGAUAACGUUGUGUAACAGUUGUGUAGUUUUAGUUUCAAAUGUGUAAGGUUAUCAGUUGUAUGUCUAUGGUCAACAAUUUACAGUAUCAUUGUGUCUGCUCUGUACAGUUAAGGAAUAAAUGACCAACACAAAUCA
This is a messenger RNA of Syngnathus acus (greater pipefish), 6197 nucleotides long. RefSeq names its product TBC1 domain family, member 32 (gene tbc1d32). The record is from RefSeq and is a predicted model, not a curated record. Lineage: Eukaryota; Metazoa; Chordata; Actinopteri; Syngnathiformes; Syngnathidae. Gene Ontology annotation, biological process: non-motile cilium assembly. Bases 111 to 4007 code for a protein of 1298 amino acids. The transcript is spliced from 34 exons.